UGGUACAAGGACGCCGGCGUGCGGAAGAUGAUGUUUCCGAUCGUAAUCAUCUAUCUCACGCAGGUUUGCACGGGCUUUGACGCUACGUUAACGGCGAAUUUACAGAGUUUCAAGAAAUGGAAGUUGGAUAUGGGCAAGCCGACUGCCUCGCAACUCGGAGUCAUCACAGCUAUUUAUUUCAUCGGAUGUCUUUGUGGGAGUAUUCCUGCGUCAAUUGUCACGGACAAGUAUGGUCGUAAACUCGCCCUCGGCAUGGGCCAAUUCUUCACUAUUGUCGGCGCCGGUUUCCAAGCCGGAUCCCAAAGUCGAGGCCAAUACAUGGGCUCCCGUUUCAUCCUCGGUUUCGGCAUCGCCUUCGUCACUAACGCUGGCCCAGCCCUUCUAUCCGAGUUGGCUCACCCCCGCAUUAGAGGCACGCUUGUAUCAUUUUUCAACCCGUUCUGGUACCUGGGCUCCAUAAUCGUAGCCUGGACUAGCUUCGGCACCAGUCACAUGCCCAAAACCGACACCUGGGCGUGGCGGAUCCCGUCGGUACUGCAGGGUCUCAUUCCUUGCGUAGUCAUGGCACUCCUCUGGUGGGUUCCUGAGUCCCCGCGUUGGUUGGUCUCCCAGGGCCGCACCGAGGAGGCAAUUGCGAUUAUUUCGAAGUACCACGGAAACGGCAACCCGAAUGACGAGGUAGUGGUCAGCCAGAUCGCGGAGAUCAAGAUGGCGAUUGAGACGGCGAAAGAGGGUAUGACCUGGAAAGCUCUCAUGACACAGAGGCAGAACGUCCACAGGCUUUUGAUUGUAGUUUGCAUGACGUUGAUGACUCUUUGGUGCGGACAAAACAUCCUCUCAUACUACUUCUCUCCUAUAUUGAACAGCAUUGGUAUCACUGAUACAACGAGCCAAACUGGGAUCAACGGCGGCCUGAAUAUUGCCAACCUCCUCGCCUCCAUCAUCGGCGCCCUCCUUGCUGAACGCAUUGGCCGGCGCAAGCUCUGGAUGUCGUCUUUCAUCGGCAUGAUCGUCGUCUUCGUCCCCUUCAUCGCUCUCUCCGCCACCUACGCCCAGAAGAAGUCCAAAGGCGCGGGAUACGGCGUCAUCGUCUGCCUCUUCCUCUUCGACAUCAUGUACAACAUCGCCUGCAACCCACUUCUCUACUCCUAUCCCACGGAGAUCAUGCCAUUCUUUAUGCGUGCGAAGGGACUAGCGGUUAAGAAUUUCGUUGGCCAGAUUGCGCUGAUUAUCAACAUGUACGUGAAUCCGAUUGCGCUGGCGAAGAUCGGGUAUCACUACUACAUAUUCUUCCUGGCGCUUAACGUGGUCUGGUUGACUUUGAUUUUCAUGUUCUUCCCUGAGACUAAGGGAUACACUUUGGAAGAGAUGAGUAUGCUAUUUGAUGGUGAUGCCAGUGUGGUUUUGGGACAGAGGACCGGGAGUGAGAGGACCGGGAGCGACCCAGAGGAUGGAGACGUUGAGAAAGCGAGUGUGCAACCGAAGAAGGAAUAGAGAUGCUAUAUUUUCGUGACGGGUAUUUGAAAGAGAUACCAAAGGAGUUUCCAAUUUGAGAUUAGUCUAGGGUUCAUGAUAGUAGAAGCCCCCAAUUCAGGUCGAUCCAUGACAGCUCAUGAUGCAGGC
Mytilinidion resinicola is the source of this 1623-nucleotide messenger RNA. Its product is annotated as general substrate transporter. The transcript has 4 exons. The record is from RefSeq and is a predicted model, not a curated record. Gene Ontology annotation, molecular function: carbohydrate:proton symporter activity. Gene Ontology annotation, cellular component: membrane. Gene Ontology annotation, biological process: carbohydrate transport; transmembrane transport. Bases 28 to 1494 code for a protein of 488 amino acids. Lineage: Eukaryota; Fungi; Ascomycota; Dothideomycetes; Mytilinidiales; Mytilinidiaceae.